AUGAAUUGCGCGGUGGCCGAGGAUCGUCUGGAGGUGCUUCAGGUGUACCGUCUGCUGCAGUGCGUACGUGAGGGAGACGCGCCCGCGAUAGAGAAGAUGGUGCGCAUGGGCGUGCCCAACCUCAUCAACCUGACAGAGCCCAGCGAGGGAAACGCCGCCAUGCACCUGGCCUCUGUGGCCAACGACACCGACAUGGUGCGCUUCCUACUCUCACAGGGUGCACACCCUAACAUCCAGGACAAGACACUGGGCCAUGACCGUGGUCGUUGUCUGUGA
Molecule: messenger RNA, 276 nt
Organism: Oncorhynchus masou masou (cherry salmon)
Lineage: Eukaryota; Metazoa; Chordata; Actinopteri; Salmoniformes; Salmonidae
Product: ankyrin repeat and EF-hand domain-containing protein 1-like
Exons: 4
Coding region: 1-276 (91 amino acids)
Molecular function (GO): protein binding
Source: RefSeq, a predicted model, not a curated record